Molecule: messenger RNA, 723 nt
Organism: Racocetra fulgida
Lineage: Eukaryota; Fungi; Glomeromycota; Glomeromycetes; Diversisporales; Gigasporaceae
Source: the annotation of a GenBank genome assembly
UGGCAUUGAAUACGAUUGAACAUUUUGCAAUACUAUGUGAUGAUAUAGAUGCUUGUCUAAAUUUCAGUUGGCCCGAGGACAAUCAUGACCUUCUUAACAUGCCAUUUAACGAAUUACAAUCUUUGUUAGUUUCAGUUAAAAUUAUCAAAUGCAAAAUCUCUGAAGAACUAUAUGAAAUUGUUGAAGGGGAUAAGAAAUAUGAUAAUUCAAGAGUCUCUUUGUUAAAAAUAACUCGAGCAAAUUCAAAAAAACGGAUUGAAGCAAUACAGAAAAGAAUGCAACAAAUAGAACGUGACACAAUGAGUUCAUUUGUAUCAUCAUCACCCACUGAUUUCGGUUCUCGCUUGUCUGAAUCCGUAGAAAAUGAUACUCUCACUAUGGAUCGUGAUCCUUCAACAUCUUUAUAUUUCGAUAAAGAUAAAAACACUUUAUCGCCAACAGAUUCACCUGUUUAUCGUGUACUACAUGAAACUUUCAAGUUGGCCACGUUUCGUCAGAAUCAAUUGAAAGCUAUCGAUGCUGCUCUAAAUGAUCAAGAUGUCUUUGUUCUAAUGCCAACUGGUGGAGGCAAAAGUCUUUGUUAUCAGCUGCCAGCGGUUCUAGACAAUCAACGAUCUCACAAAAUAACAAUAGUUAUAUCUCCUUUACUAUCACUGAUACAAGACCAAAUCUUGCGAUUAAAUAGUCUUGGAAUUCCUGCUUUAGAUUUGCAAGGGAAUCAAA